Messenger RNA from Penicillium oxalicum, 5358 nucleotides. RefSeq lists its product as uncharacterized. Gene Ontology annotation, molecular function: protein binding. The coding region runs from base 1 to 5358 and encodes 1785 amino acids. NCBI's taxonomy places the organism in Eukaryota, Fungi, Ascomycota, Eurotiomycetes, Eurotiales, Aspergillaceae. The transcript has 6 exons. Gene Ontology annotation, cellular component: cytoplasm. The record is from RefSeq and is a predicted model, not a curated record.
AUGGCAAUCAUCAUUCCGUCUCUGCCGGUGCAACACCGCGACUUUUUACAUCACAUUCGAUCGCACCCCAACACAUCCUUUCAGGAGUUAGUGAAACCGUUCAACGAUUUCGAUGUCGUGGCCAGGAAGAUUUUUGCGCAAGAUUCAUCUCAGACGCUGCGCAAAGAGAAUUGUGUCAAUGUUGUUCCUUUGUACAGUGAGACCACCAAGGAUGCCGACAUCCGAAUCCGAGCUCGGGACUUGAACUCAGAGAGCUCGGAACAAAAGGAAAAGUACCUCCUUCCUCUUUCUCCAAGCAAGCGCCGGAGUCACGGCUCUCCAGCCGUAGUGCCUAGUUUGGAAGAGUUUCAAAAGAACUUUGCGCUCUUCACUGAAGGCGCUUUGAGUGAUCUAGACUGGAGCAACGUCGUCGCGGCUGGAUCGGCCGUCGUCACAUCGCUCCUUCCUGUACCAAAAAAGUACCAGAAUUCCAAGCGCGGUCUACGCCAGUACUACCACGAUGAAUUUGCACCAGCUUCGGAUGUUGAUCUGUUUCUGUACGGAUUGAAUGAGGAACAGGCCAUUGAAAAGAUCAAGCAGAUCGAAGACAAAAUCCGAAACACCAUUCUCUACGAGACUACGACAAUUCGCACGAAGAAUGCUAUCACGAUUGCUUCUCAGUAUCCCACGCGACAUGUACAGAUCGUUCUUCGUGUCUAUCAUUCGGUGUCUGAGGUUCUUACAGGCUUCGAUGUCGAUUGUUCCUGUGCGGCCUACGAUGGCAAGCAGGUCUAUGCAUCCCCUCGGGCCAUUGCCGCUUUCAUUACCCAAACAAACCAGGUGGACUUGACACGUCGAUCUCCCUCAUACGAAAAUCGACUUUCCAAAUACUCGCACAGGGGAUUCGAGGUUUUCUGGCCGCUCCUUGACCGCUCCAAGGUAGACCCAACAAUUUUCGAAAGAAACUUCACCAGAACAGAAGGUCUUGCAAGGCUUUUGAUUCUUGAGAAGCUACCAAAGUCCGAGGAUCGAGACAGUUACCUGGCCAAACGGCGCGAAGAGCGUGGGCGACCUCCAUUGAGCCUCUACCUACGUCGGCGUCAAGGCCGAGAGCUGCGCGGCAACAUCAAAGAUGACUGGGAAGAUGAGGUUCCAGACUGGCAGGAGGAGGACCAGAUAUCAGACUAUCAUACUUUCACGAUUCCCUACGGCAAAAGGUUCAAUGCACGCAAAAUUGAGAAGAUGCUUUACACAAAAGAUCUUCUUCUGAAUGCGGAGUGGAAUCAGGAUCGUUCUCGUGAUGUCUAUCUUCAUCGGCAUCCUGCCUUCUUCGGGGACGCGGAAGAUGUCAUUGGCGAUUGCUGUGGCGCUUGCCCUCAGCCCAUCACAGAAGAAGAACAAAAGAUUGCCGAAGAGGACAACAAGAAAUACGUGUCUGGCAAAAUCAGUUUCAUCAAAGACAAUCCUGGACGGCAAGAAAUCGGCAGCUUCAACCCGAUCACCGAGACUGAUUGGACAGCAAUGGCAUAUAUUGGCAGCACAGAGAAGCUUUGCCAAGCCAUCGUAUCGCACGACCUCGAGGCGGUAAAGUCAUUGCUAAGUCAAGAGGGUGUAGACCCGGAUCGCCGAGACUACAGCGGGAGAACACCUCUGCAACUGGCGUGCAUGUCAUCCAGCCCUGAGAUUGUUCAGUGCCUGGUUGAUCACGAUGCUCGGCUGAUCGCGCGAAUGGCGGAUGGACAAACAGCAUUACAUCUGGCCGCUACUCGAGGGGACAUUGAGAUAGUGAGGAUUUUACUCAAGCGAAGCAAUGAGAAUCAAGAAGCGGAGGACGAGAAGACAAAGCAAUCGGCUCCAGAACAAUUGAAAAGCGCAGAGGAUGUCGACGGUAUGGACGUGGACGACGACGAAGAUGUUGAUGAAAUGGAGCAACCGAACGACCAUGCAUCUCGCACGUCGGCUUCAUAUGUCAAAAUUGAGAUGAAUCCCAAAGGAGAAGUCUCCGCUACUCACGAUACGAUUGAAGAGAACGACUUGGAUCCAGACGUCUACGAUAUCAAUGUGACUGCGUGGGACAAUCUUGCGUCGCCGCUCCAUCUGGCUAUUCUCCACGGCCAUGUGGAAACAGUCAAGGAGCUUGUCACAUCUUUUGGAGCAGAUGUUUCGAUGCCAAUCAAGAUCAGGGAUGACUAUAAUCAGCGAGCUAAAGCUGCAAUCUUGACAUUGGUUCUAGUCCUUGCUCUUCCUCUGGACAAGGCGAAAGAAAUGUCGCAAGCGCUGCUCAACCUUGGCGCAUCACCUGCUCAAGGAGAUGUCAAUCGGCAUACGCCUAUUGACUAUAUCGCGCAGACGGACUACCUGGAGCUCCUGGAUGUGUAUCUUGAGCAUGACGGUCCAGCGGUCCAGCGAGCGAUCAAUCACAACGUGGUCAAGAAUGACUCUUGGUACGGGUCACGAGCGGAUAUCUCUUCCCCAUUGGUGAAUGCACUGUGUGCUCACAACCCUGAAGGAGUGACCAAGCUUCUGGAAUUAGGAGCCAAACCAUCCUUCACUUUAAGUGACUACUUGGAUGCCUUGAAGUCACAAGGCAAGACUGCGAACGACAUCGGUGGUGAGCAGAAGAUUGCGGAAAAGAAAAUCAAACAACCCCUCAUCCUCGCCAUCGAGAACGAUCUUCCUCUCGUUGCUAUUGAGCUUCUCAAUCGGGGUGUUGACCUGAAUUGCGAGUAUGAACAAAGCUAUAGCUCAUACCAGACCGCACUGGAUGCUACAAAACAUCGUUUGGCAGAACUGGAGAAUGAGCUAAAUGAAACACCGAAUAUUCAUAUCCCAUAUGGCACCCAUAUGCACCCAGAUCCCGUCAUUCUCGAGAAAAAUGACGAAGAUUAUCUCACGGGCAUUGAAGACGGCACUUAUAAAAUGCUGGCUUCGAAAGGCUUGAUCAGAAAAGCCAAAAAAGAUAACAAGAAGUACGAAGAAGUCACAGAGCGUCAAAAGGCCGAUGCACUCAAGCAGAGGGAAAGAGAGGCUGAGAAGCGGAAGAAAUCCGAGGCACUCACACAGAAUUACAAGCUUCUGGAGACCGAGCUGUUGUCUCGUGGAGCGAAAACUUGGGCUGAGCUUCAUCCCGGAGAACAUUCAAACCCAUUCCCGAUUCACACGCGGCACAGGCAGCAGGCCAAGAAGCCCGCUCAGCCUUUUGAGCUCAAGCUAUUCAAGACUUAUCUCAAUUUUGACGCCGCUACAUAUGACGGAUACGUGGAAAUGUUUGAGGCUGCUUGGAGGGGAGACCUCGACAAAAUCAAAUCUUUCACGCUCCAGAUGUGGGGCCCAGAGAAGGAUCGAAAGCCACUGAUACUGUCUCAAACUGAUGCUUUGGGAAAUUCUUGUUUGCACAUUGCGAUCGUACGCGGUCACCUUCGCGUGGCCAAGGGUAUCCUGAAGAUUCUUCAAGCACAGUGCAAGGUUAAGGAGUCUGAGACUCGGAAACGUUUUGAUAUGGACUCGGACACGGACACAGACUCCUCUGACGAUGAUGAAGAUCUCAGGAUCGUGGGCCGCGUUGUGGACGAGCAAUUCACUCACGACGACAUCGGAACAAAGUCAAGCCAGGUCGAAAGCAAUUAUUCGCCACGGCAGGUACUGCAAUUCACCUUCCCGGUUGAUCUCUUCUCAGAAGAACUUCUCAAUCAAAAGAGACACAAUAUCGUGGCUAUGAGCAAAUGGGCCGGCUGGACUAUGGAGGUUUGUACACUCUUUCAGUAUGCCAUUCACAAAAAUGACCUCGGCUUGCUGGAAUGGCUCAUUCGGGCUGGACACGAGUGUGCAAGUACCGAUCCGUCAGACAAGAACCCAUUCUCUCUGCAGCAGGCCGAUUUCCAGCUCGCAAUGAUUCUCGGCCACAUCGAGUGUCUGAGCCUCAUGAUUCAAAAGACGGCAGUCGGCCUUCCAUUGGAAAACAUGAGCAAAAAAUCCGGAAUUGCUGCUCCUGAAGAACAUGAGUACUAUCAGGGACUAUCAAUCCGAGGUAAGAAGCGCAAGGAUUGGGCAAGUGCUGGUCGGCCAGAGAACGAGAGACAGACUCGAGGAACCCAAGAGGUCGGUCGCUCGCCUGUUCUCAUUUCUGCUUUGCUGGGCAAACUAGCCAGUACUGAGUGGUUCUUGGGCACCGCUCCGGGUCGCUAUUAUCUUGAGUAUGUGAACCAGCAUGCUACGGAUGAAGCUGUCCAGCGGCUGUCCAAGUCCCGGCUCGGUCUAGAAGCAUCCGUUAUGCAAUGGCUACAAACUCGGAAUGAACUGGUUCUUCAUUGCGCAGUGAUGUCACGUCCCUGCGACGAGUCGGAAAAACUUGUCCAGUUUUUGGUGGACCAACACCCAGAGUGCCUGGAAGCUCGCUCGUCUGAGGGAUACACGCCCCUGGCGCUGGCGUUGUCUUUGCGACGGCUGAAAUUCGCUCAAAUCUUGAUCGAAGCUGGAGCCAACCAGGCUGUUCGGGACGCGCAAGGUCGCAACCCCCUUCACAUGAUUCUCUGUUCAACCCAGAUGGGUGUGAUGCGAUUGCCUGGCCAGGCCUCGGCCUUGAUAGAUUUGCUGAACAAAGAGCAAGUUCUCGCCAUGCUUACCCAGCGUGCGGGUCAAGGAUCCAAAACACCAUUUGCAGACUGGAUCCACAAGCGCGGCGCACUGAGCCCAUUGGAACCACCAUCCAAGAACCCGAACGAACCAUCGGACUGGCAUAAUGCCCGUCAAAUCGUCAAGAUUUUCCUUGAUCUCGGCGAAUCCUCGAGCUACAGGUUCCUGGAAUUACUCGAUGGUGCCGGAAACACAAUUGCCCAUGACUGUGUCAAACUAUGCUUCCCUCAGAUUCUUGACUGGAUUCUCGACCGACGGCCGGAUCUCCUGUAUCGCGAGAAUGCCACUGGAACAACUCCCCUUGAGAUGGCGGUCUCGGCUUGGGUGAAUGAGACCACUCGAAACCCCCCCGAAAUUGCUUCUCAGAGGGAUCGCUGGCACUACUCACGCUUUCAAAAAGCGACCAGCUACAAGUUCAAGAGCAACGUCACGGACGAGAGUGAAAAGACUACGUCCCAGAUCAUGCUCGAGGCUUGUCGGAAGCGGGCCACCCGAAAUCCGGCCAAAAGACGCCUUGUCACCCUUUAUGAAGCGAAUGAGGUUACCAAGCGACUGGCUGUGAUGGAGAAAUCCCGCGAGAACUAUGAGGAUUCUGGAAAUAGCUCGGGGCGAGGCUACCGUGCCUCUCGAUUCGGACGUCGAUAUGGCCGAUAUGGUGGCGAUGAGGAAAAGGAGCUGGAAAUGGAUGAAGUUGCUCUAUGGGGCCAGUGGGCUGCUCAAUGGAACCAAUCGACUAGCGAUGCAUGA